AUGAUUUUGUGCUUUGAAAUUUUUGUUCAGAUUGAGACUCGAUACUCCUAGCGCAGUUGGUAGAGAAUGAGAUGAACAAGAGAUUGAAAGAAGGAACUUACAAAGGAAAGAAAUUCAAUGCUAUCUGCCACUUCUUUGGCUAUCAGGCCCGGGGUUCUUUACCAUUGAAGUUUGACUGUGAAUAUGCCUAUGUUCUUGGGCACAUCUGCUAUCACAUUCUAGCUGCCGGUUUGAAUGGAUACAUGGCAACUGUGACCAACCUGAAAAAUCCCGUGAACAAGUGGCGAUGUGGUGCUGCUCCAAUUAUAGUAUGUUCUCUGUUCUAUUUAAUUAGAUCAAAAUGCUCGUUAGUUCUGAUUCCUACAAGGAAAUGUCAGAGAUUGUUCCCAGCAGCAAAAAUGGAGAAAUUGGAAGUUUCAUACAAAAAUGAAAUCAGCUUACCUUUUACCUCAACAGGAAAAAAGGGAUCUUCAGUGCUGCCUUCUAAUUCUUCGUGGUGUUUUCUCAUAAAAAGAAAAUUUCUUUCUUUAAUUUACAAGUGUAGAUUCUACCAAAGAAAGCGGCUGCUUUACGGGUCAUUUAUAUCUCAAAUUAUCAUGCCUUAA
Molecule: messenger RNA, 605 nt
Organism: Magnolia sinica
Lineage: Eukaryota; Viridiplantae; Streptophyta; Magnoliopsida; Magnoliales; Magnoliaceae
Exons: 4
Coding region: 72-605 (177 amino acids)
Biological process (GO): response to glucose; photosynthesis; glycolytic process
Cellular component (GO): cytosol
Molecular function (GO): 6-phosphofructokinase activity; diphosphate-fructose-6-phosphate 1-phosphotransferase activity
Source: RefSeq, a predicted model, not a curated record